This is a messenger RNA of Raphanus sativus (radish), 2185 nucleotides long. Its product is annotated as MLO-like protein 2. The transcript has 13 exons. Gene Ontology annotation, biological process: defense response. Lineage: Eukaryota; Viridiplantae; Streptophyta; Magnoliopsida; Brassicales; Brassicaceae. The record is from RefSeq and is a predicted model, not a curated record. The coding region runs from base 247 to 2004 and encodes 585 amino acids. Gene Ontology annotation, cellular component: membrane.
CAAUAUUAAAUAAGAACCAAAGAAGAAAGAGGAGGAUAGUUAUUAGUAACUGAGAAAUCAUCACAUGAGGGAGUAAUUAAUAGGGUUGAAUUAAGGCUCUAAAAGAGACGCCGAAUUAGAUUACAAUCUCUCGUUGCGGAUCUUAUCUUCAUCUACUUCUUUACUCAUGUUUCCUCUUAUAUAAUGACAAUUUCGUAGCGUACUAAUUAACUAAACUUGAGAUCAAAAGAAGAACAAGAAACUCUAAUGGCAGGUAAGGAAUAUGAGAAGACUUUAGAGGAGACCUCUACGUGGGCAGUCGCUGUGGUCUGCUUCGUCUUAAUAGUCAUUUCGCUUGUUAUUGAACAUUUGAUUCACAAAUUUGGAACCUGGCUCAAAAAGAAGCACAAGGGGAAUCUUUAUGAAGCUCUUGAAAAAGUUAAAGCUGAGCUUAUGCUGUUGGGAUUCAUAUCACUACUCUUAACAGUAGCACAAACACCAAUCUCAAGUUUCUGCAUUCCAAAAAGCGUUGCAUCAUCAAUGCGUCCUUGCAGCGCUGCGGAAAUAGCUAAAAAAGAAGCGGAAAUGGCUAAAAAAGAAGCCGAUAAACAAAAAUCCACUGGAAAACUUCUCCUUGAGUUAGCUGAAUCUUACAUCCCUAGAAGAAGUUUAGCCACCAAAGGUUACAACGAAUGCCCAAAGGGGAAAGUGCCUUUUGUAUCUGCUUACGGAAUCCACCAGCUGCAUAUAUUCAUUUUCGUGCUCGCAUUGGUUCAUGUUAUCUACUGCAUUGUUACUUAUGCUUUGGGAAAGACCAAGAUGAGGAAGUGGGAGAAGUGGGAGGACGAGACGAAGACAAUAGAAUAUCAAUAUUCCAACGACCCUGAGAGGUUCAGGUUUGCGAGAGACACAACUUUCGGACGAAGACAUCUCAAUGCCUGGAGCAAGACUAGUGUUACGCUCUGGACUGUUUGUUUUUUCAGACAGUUCUUUGGAUCUGUCACCAAAGUUGAUUACUUGACUUUGCGGCAUGGUUUCAUCACGGCGCGAUUUGCUCCUGGGAGCGGGAGCGAAAAAAUGCCAUAUGAUUUCUGCAACUAUAUUCAGAGAUCAUUAGAAAAAGACUUCAAAACCGUUGUCGAGAUCAGUCCCGUCAUCUGGUUUGUAACUGUGCUAUUCCUAUUGACCAACUUAGAUGGACUACAUUCUUACCUCUGGUUACCAUUCAUUCCUCUGAUAGUGGUUCUAAUAGUUGGAACAAAGCUUCAAGUGAUUAUAACCAAACUGGGUUUAAGAAUCCAAGACAAAGGCGAUGUGGUAAGAGGUGCCCCUCUGGUUCAGCCUGGUGAUGAUCUCUUCUGGUUUGACCAACCUGGCUACAUACUUUUCCUUAUCCAUUUGGUUCUUUUCACGGUACGAUUCACCACCCUGUUUAUCCUCUUUUGGUUUUUCUUUCUCCUUGAUAAUAAGCCUAUGAGUACUAAAAACACUUCAGUUUUUCAGAAUGCAUUUCAACUUGCUUUCUUUGCAUGGAGUUCUUAUGAAUUCGGUGUCAGUAAUUGUUUCCACAAAAAACCUCAAGAUAUAGCCAUAAGAAUUGUACUUGGACUUGUUGUACAGAUACUUUGCAGCUAUGUGACUCUUCCACUCUAUGCUCUUGUCACUCAGAUGGGUACUAAGAUGAAGCCAACGGUAUUCAACGGAAGAGUAUCCAAGAUGCUAAAGAAGUGGCAUCACAAAGCACAGGAGGAGACACAACACGGAAGACGCUCUGAAUCAAACACACCUCACCCUAGCUGUCCAACUACACCAACUCAUGGCUCAUCUCCUAUCCAUCUUCUUCACAAUUUCAACCACAGAAGCGUUGAAAGUUAUCCUAAUCCUCCUUCUCCCAAUCAUCAUGACCACUAUCAGUUUUAUGAUCCUGAGUCUCAACAUAAAGCAGCUGAAUCUUCCACACAUCAUUCUACUGCACAUGAAAGUGCAUCCGUGGAACUUCCUCCUAAACGACCAGCAAACGCUUAAAGAGACGGAGAUUCUUGAUUUACACAUUUUCAUGUCCUGCAAUUGAUAUAUUGCCAUAAGCACUUUUACACUACUACAUGUAUCAUGUAUGAGACCUUAACCAUCUAUAAAGAUGGAUAAUGUAUUCUGGCCACCCUUAUAAUAAGGGUUCCUAAAAUUUAAACAUACAUUUUGAUUCUAA